CCGGGUGUCACAGAGAGAGAUGUAAACCAACGGGAGUUUGUCGCCCUGGCGGCAUUCCUGAAGAAGUCAGGAAAGCUGAAGGUGCCAGACUGGGUGGACCUGGUCAAGCUCGGUAAACACAAAGAACUGGCCCCCAGUGAUGAGAAUUGGUUUUACAUUAGAGCAGCAUCCACCGUUCGCCAUCUGUACCUUCGUGGCGGUGCUGGUGUUGGCUCCAUGAUCAAGAUCUAUGGAGGUCGCCAGAGGAACGGUGUAUGCCCUUCUCACUUCAGUGUAGGAUCUAAGAACGUAGCUCGUAAGGUGCUGCAGGCACUCGAGCUGCUGAAAAUGGUUGAGAAGGAUCCCAAUGGCGGUCGCAGACUGACCUCCCAGGGAACCAGAGACCUGGAUAGAAUUGCUGGGCAGGUUGCAGCUGCAAACAAGAAAACCGUGUAAUAAAUUUUUUGACUAAAUCAGAUACUGGCUUUUUUGUCUUUUUCUCCCAGCUCUAACAAUGUGUUAGUCUGAAGACUGGCUGUCUCCUUAGUAGUCUUUAGCAGAUCACAUUAAUAUACGUAUAUUGUCCAAGACUGGUUUGUUGAUGAGAAAAUAAAGUACAGUAAAAAUA
Cynoglossus semilaevis (tongue sole) is the source of this 607-nucleotide messenger RNA. It is a transcript of the gene rps19, whose product is annotated as ribosomal protein S19. Gene Ontology annotation, cellular component: ribosome; cytosolic small ribosomal subunit. NCBI's taxonomy places the organism in Eukaryota, Metazoa, Chordata, Actinopteri, Pleuronectiformes, Cynoglossidae. Gene Ontology annotation, molecular function: RNA binding; structural constituent of ribosome. Gene Ontology annotation, biological process: translation; ribosomal small subunit assembly. The record is from RefSeq and is a predicted model, not a curated record.